Messenger RNA from Suillus subalutaceus, 2343 nucleotides. Its product is annotated as p115 like vesicle tethering protein. Gene Ontology annotation, biological process: vesicle fusion with Golgi apparatus; endoplasmic reticulum to Golgi vesicle-mediated transport; transcytosis. The record is from RefSeq and is a predicted model, not a curated record. Bases 1 to 2343 code for a protein of 780 amino acids. NCBI's taxonomy places the organism in Eukaryota, Fungi, Basidiomycota, Agaricomycetes, Boletales, Suillaceae. The transcript has 16 exons. Gene Ontology annotation, cellular component: ER to Golgi transport vesicle membrane; Golgi stack; Golgi membrane.
AUGACAGGACAACACAAAGAUGACACAGUACUCACUCGUGUCCCUGCGAAACUAGACCUAUAUCGCCCUUCGUGGGUCCAACAGGGCGCUCCUCAGUCUGCGCAGGACACGAUCGCAAAGCUUAGUGACCGGUUGUCUCCUUCUACUCUCCUUGCGGACAGACGCGCUGCUGUCCUUGCUUUGAAGGGUUUGGCUCGCGAUUGCAAGGAAGAUGUCGGUGAAAGGGCCCUUCCUGGUCUCCUCGAAGUCCUGCAGAAUGAUGCGGAAAUAGAUGCGGAAAUAGCGAAGGCCGUGCUCGAGACUAUUACCCAGCUCUGUGAACCCGAUGACGAUUCCAAGGACCUUGCGUUGAAACACACGGACUAUGUUAUCGGAAACGAUCAGGCAGUUCAUGUUUUGUUCUCCCUCCUUGGUGACACGCACUUCUAUACCCGUUAUGCGACACUGCAGUUGCUCUCGGUGCUACUACAGAACCGCCGUUCUCAAGUUCAAGGAUAUUUCCUCAAGGCCCCUGCUGGUGCCACCAGUAUCAUUGCCGUCUUGGAGGAUAAGCGCGAGAUCAUUCGUAAUGAAAGCAUCAUCAUGAUUCAAAUGCUUAUUUCUCAAAGCCCUGACAUACAGAAGGUGCUUGCCUUUGAAGGUGCAUUUGAAAAGCUCUUCAAUACUGUCACACACGAAGGCGGAUUGGAGGGAGGUGUGAUCUCGCAGGACGCACUUCGAUGUGUCGACAGUCUACUUCGAUAUAAUAGCUCGAAUCAGAGUUACUUCCGCGAAACGUCCCUUCCAGCGUUGUUGUGCUCCCUCCUGCUCUUACCGUCCAACCUUUCCCUGCAAGAUUCAGCUCCACAAGACUUUGCACUGCAAUUUUGGGACUCACAAAAAGUAGUAAAUGUGUCACUGGUGCUUGGUAUCAUGGGAAUGUUAGUCGGGUCUAAAGGCAGCAACUAUCCGUCUUUCGUGCGAGGCUUUGUCGAACUAGCCCUCGCAUCCAAUGCACCAACAUCCCUCAAGUCUCAGGCUCUCCAUCUCCUUCCUAGCACGUUGACUCUCCCGCUCUCGGAGGUGAUUUUGACCCCCUAUAUGCCUGUGCCUGAGACACGCGGAGAAGAAUGGGACAGACUAGAGCCGGCGUCCGCGCUUGAUGCACUUGUAGAGCUCGCACUCCACGGAGAGUACAAUGGGCUAUACAGUGAUAGCCGUACCAAGGAGGGACUUGAGCUAAGGAGCGCAGCUGUAAUUGCUUUUGAUAGGAUAGUCAGACAUGCCAUCGUGCAAGGGAUGCUUCCUUCCCAACUGAAGGUUCCGAUGAUAUCGCCCCUUCUGCACUCUCUCUGCCUCUCCCCGUCAUCCCCUCUCAACAUCGCUAAUGUAACCUCAGCAAAAACUGCCGCCCGGUCUAUCAAGCCUUCUUCCAACAUUCCUGGAGAGACUUUGGGUCAAGGACCACUUUUUGUCCCUGCGGAUAGUACUCCAGCGCCAACGCCGCCGGAAGAGGACGAGGAAGAUGCCCCGCAGAGUUUGUUGCAUCUCUUUGCCGAGAACCUCUCAUUGUGCUUCCUAUCUCGCUCAAGGGCUGAGGACGACCGUGAGGAACGCGAGUGGAAUAGAUUGAUUUGGCUCUGGGAUGACCCUAAAGCCGUGAGGGAAUUCUUAGAAGCCGGCGGGCUGGGCACAUUAGUGGAGCCUAUUAAUCAGACUUCUGAAUCGGAAGACCUCAUCCCUGGACUUUGCGCCUUUCUACUGGGCAUCUGUUAUGAAUUCAAUCGGGAACCGGGGGAGAUCACUCGCGCUACUAUCCAUCCCAUCAUCUCUCGUUUGGGCGUAGAUGUGCUUCUCGGUCACAUGACUCGGCACUACAAAGGCACUCCACCCUCCGAACAGGAAGGCGAAAUCUGGCUCGACUGGUCUUUUGUUGACUUCUGGAAAUCAAAUCAACAUACCAUCCAGAGGGGUCUGGCAACGGACCCUAGCACUCUGGCUUCAUCGUCAGGUCCAAGUGCAGAGUCCGCGAUGCUCAUCAAUUCUCUCAAAGACGUCAUUCGCUCUCAGGUGCAGGAGAUAGACGCAUUGCAACUUCGUCUCAAGGAGCUAUCGGCUACUGAAGCUCGAUUGGCUGACUCAGAGGCGCGUAUUGCGGAGCUUGAGGCUGAGUUGCAGACAUCAGAUAGCAAGAAGAGGGAGGUCGAGAAGGAGCAGGAGGAUCUUCUGGUCCUCCUCGAUGACCUGAGCACUAAGCGCAGACGAGACAAGCAGCGGAUGAAAGAAUCAGGCAUGGAAGUUUCCGAGGACGAGGCAGAUGAUGACAAUGACGAAGAAGAUGAAGAUGAGGGAGGUGAGGAGUAA